This is a messenger RNA of Rosa chinensis, 2498 nucleotides long. RefSeq names its product L-type lectin-domain containing receptor kinase IV.1. NCBI's taxonomy places the organism in Eukaryota, Viridiplantae, Streptophyta, Magnoliopsida, Rosales, Rosaceae. Gene Ontology annotation, molecular function: carbohydrate binding; ATP binding; protein kinase activity. The record is from RefSeq and is a predicted model, not a curated record. The coding region runs from base 114 to 2219 and encodes 701 amino acids. The transcript has 2 exons. Gene Ontology annotation, biological process: protein phosphorylation. Gene Ontology annotation, cellular component: plasma membrane.
GGGACCAUGUUGUGGUUUCCCGUUGUGCACGGUAGCAGGCGCUGGAUCGUCUACAUAUAUCACAGGACCUUCUCCAUGAAAACAACAUCUUUGACCCAGUAUACUCUUCUCGGAUGUCGGCUAGAUGCGUUGAUUUUCCUUAUUUUUUGGCGGAUUUUGAUCCAUUAAUACCCAAGAAGGAAGGGCCAGAAACUUCACAGACGCCUAGCCAGCCAGCCAUGUUUGGCAAAAUUUCUGUUCUACUAGUACUACUUGUCAGUCUCGUACCAGCAGAAGCCCAAGACCUCAAUUUCAUCUACAAUUCUGGUUUCAAUGGCCGUUCUGGUCUUAAUCUCAGUCUAGACGGCAUGGCAGAGAUCACACCAAAAGGUCUCUUGAAGGUUACAAACGACACCAAACAGAAAAGUGGCCAUGCCUUCUACCCUAACCCAGUGACCUUCAAGAACUCAGAGAGCGACACCGCCUUCUCCUUCUCCACCAACUUUAUCUUUGCCAUCCGAUCAGAGUACCCUCCUAUCAGCAGCCAUGGAAUCGCCUUUGUCAUCGCUCCGACGAGAGGCCUCCCCGGAGCUCUGGCGUUCCAGUACCUGGGCCUGUUCAACGUCUCCAACAAUGGGAAUUUCACCAAUCAUGUUUUUGCUGUGGAGCUUGACACGGUCCAGAACGCGGAAUUGAGUGACAUCAAUGAAAACCAUGUUGGGAUAGACAUCAAUGGCUUGCGCUCUGUCAAAGCUGCUCCAGCUGGUUAUUUUGAUGGUCAGUACUUCAAGAACCUGACUCUUACCAGUGGUAAAGAAAUGAGAGUGUGGGUUGAAUAUGAUGGUACCAAGAAGCAAAUUGAAGUUACUAUGGCUCCAAUUGCUGUUGCAACUAAACCCCCAACUCCACUUUUGUCUUUGAAAUAUGACCUUUCCCCAAUUCUCAACAAAGCCAUGUAUAUUGGCUUUUCCUCUUCAACUGCUAUAGCCCCCACAUCCCAUUAUGUAGUGGGUUGGAGCUUUAGGAUGAAUGGCCAAGCUCAAGACCUUACGGCUUCCAAACUUCCCAAGUUGCCUAGCAUUGCAGGUAAAAAGAGGUCCAUGCUUUUCACCCUGGAUGUGCCUCUGAUUUCAGUAAGUUUGGUUUUGCUAGUGGUUUCUGGGGUGGUUUACGUCAUAAGAAGGAAGAAGAAGUUUGCAGAAGUGCUUGAAGAUUGGGAGCUAGAGUAUGGUCCUCACAGGUUUAAGUACAAAGAAUUGUAUAUAGCCACUAAUGGGUUUAGGGAAAAUGAGCUUUUGGGAACUGGGGGAUUUGGUAAAGUAUACAGAGGUUCAUUACCCUCCUCUAAAAUUGAGAUCGCAGUGAAGAGGGUAUCACAUGAAUCAAGACAGGGGAUGAAGGAAUUUGUAGCAGAAAUCGUUAGUAUUGGCCGGUUUCGUCACCGGAAUUUAGUACAACUGUUGGGAUAUUGCAGGCGAAAGGGUGAACUACUUUUGGUGUAUGACUACAUGCCUAAUGGUAGUUUGGAUAAGUACCUCUACAACCAACCGAAUGUGACUCUUAACUGGAGUCAGAGGUUUAGAGUCAUCAAAGGUGUGGCUUCAGGGUUGUUCUAUCUUCAUGAAGAAUGGGAACAUGUAGUGAUUCACAGAGAUGUGAAGGCCAGUAAUGUGCUACUAGACAAGGAUUUCAAUGGAAGAUUAGGAGAUUUUGGACUUGCAAGAUUAUGUGACCGUGGAAUAGACCCUCAAACUACUCAUGUAGCUGGCACACUUGGGUAUAUAGCCCCAGAGCAUGCAAGAACCGGCCGUGCCACCGCGAGCACAGAUGUGUUUUCUUUCGGGGCAUUUUUGCUCGAAGUUACCUGUGGAAGAAGGCCAAUAGAGAGACAAGGACCAAAGGACGAUAUCGUUUUGGUUGAUCGGGUUUUUGUGUGUUGGAAUAGAGGUAAUAUUCUAGAGGCAAGAGAUCAAAAAUUGAGUAACGAUUUUGUAGUUGGGGAAGUGGAAUUGGUGUUGAAGCUUGCAUUAUUGUGCUCUUGUUCGGAGCCUGCAGCCAGGCCAAGCAUGCGACAAGUGAUGCAGUAUUUGGAGGGUGAUAUUGCUCUCCCGGAGUUGUCACUCCUUCGGCUCUCUCCGAGUGGUUUAGUAUUUGUGCAUGAUGAAGGUCCUGAUGAUGUUCAAAUGGUGUAUCAGUGUUCAUAUGUUCCCGAGUCGACUCUCCUCUCAGGUGGUCGCUGAAUCCAAAUCAAGUAUAUUAACAUUCACAACCGAACAUAACUCGGGCUUUUUGCUUGUGCACCUUUGAAUCAUUGAAUGUAUGUACUGUUCAAUUUUCAUAUUUGUUUUUUGGAAAGUACUGAUGAGCGUGCACCACUCAAACACGUUAUUUUAAUGGUUUUGUACAAAAGCAACCUAUGUCCAGUUCCUAUAAAACCUGUCAUUAAAAUAUAGGGCUAAAAGGAGCGAAAUCUUUUGUCUUGGUCGAAAUUUGACUAUAUUUUGUAUUAUUUAUCUGAU